Messenger RNA from Sphaerulina musiva SO2202, 3246 nucleotides. Its product is annotated as nitrate reductase [NADPH]. NCBI's taxonomy places the organism in Eukaryota, Fungi, Ascomycota, Dothideomycetes, Mycosphaerellales, Mycosphaerellaceae. Gene Ontology annotation, molecular function: nitrate reductase (NADPH) activity; molybdopterin cofactor binding; heme binding. The transcript is spliced from 2 exons. The record is from RefSeq and is a predicted model, not a curated record. Gene Ontology annotation, biological process: nitric oxide biosynthetic process; nitrate assimilation. Bases 302 to 3022 code for a protein of 906 amino acids.
GCAAAAAGGACUCACCAAGGUUGGCAUCGUGUACAUCGAGUCCCCUUGGAUGACUCUCUCCAGUCUCCAUUGCCACCACUACCCUCGAACCCUCAAACCCUCAAACCCUCCUCGUCCUGCUCUGACAAACAUCAUUGCGCAUAUGAGGUGUUUUGACUGCUUGACCUGUUGAUCGUUUCAACCACCACCACCAUCACCUAUUUUACCUACCCCCUACCCUACCCUACCCUACCGUUCUUCUGCAGCGCUACUUGUGUUCGCCAUCUUAUUGCUCUUCGCUCAAUCCCAAUCGAUAUCCACCAUGGCAGAAUCUCAAUUAACUGCAGAAGACAAGCAUAUGAGGCGCAUCCCUGCCGACCUCCCUCCUACCCCGCCAGAUUCUCAAUCCGAGUCGAGUGCGAGCGACAAGGCAGAUGAUGAUUCCAUACAAGGCGGCGACGUCAACUUCCCGCUCCCGCCUAAAAGUGCAGCCCCCACAGAAGUGCUCGAAAUCGACAAAAAGACACCCGAUAGCUGGCUACCGAGAGACCCUCGACUGAUUCGUCUCACUGGUGUACACCCCUUCAAUGUCGAAGCACCCCUUUCCGACCUCUACAACGAAGGCUUCUUGACAAGUCCCGAGUUGUUCUACGUUCGCAACCAUGGCCAUGUUCCACAAGUCGAGGACGAUGCCAUUCCCAACUGGACCUUUUCGAUCGAAGGCAUGGUCGAAAACCCCAUCACCAUGACCCUCGCCGAUCUGCUGGAACAGUAUGAGCAGCACACAUACCCCAUUACGCUCGUCUGUGCUGGUAACAGACGGAAAGAACAGAACGUCGUCCGGAAGACAAAAGGCUUCUCGUGGGGCGCGGCUGGCGUAUCAACCGCUCUCUGGACUGGUGUCGUCCUCGGUGAUGUUCUCCGCAAGGCCAAGCCCAAACGAGGUGCCAAGUACGUGUGCAUGGAGGGUGCAGACAAACUGCCCAAUGGCUACUAUGGCACAUCCGUCAAGCUCAACUGGGCCAUGGACGAGAACAAAGGCAUGAUGUUGGCUCACAAAAUGAACGGUGAAAUGCUACGACCUGACCACGGAAAGCCGUUGCGAGUGGUCAUUCCUGGUCAGAUUGGAGGUCGAAGUGUCAAGUGGCUGAAGAAACUGAUCAUCACGGCUGAGCCGAGUGACAACUGGUACCACAUUUACGACAACCGCGUGCUGCCAACCAUGGUAUCGCCAGAAGAAUCUGCCAACAACCCGAAAUGGUGGAUCGAUGAGCGAUACGCCAUCUAUGACCUGAGCACCAACUCCGCCUUGGCAUACCCUGCUCACGAAGAACAGUUGGGGCUGGUCGGCGCGCCCGACAAGUACCGUGUCAAAGGCUACGCAUAUGGCGGUGGAGGUCGCCGCGUGACCCGAGUGGAAAUCUCCCUCGACAAGGGCAAGACGUGGCGACUAGCCAACAUCGACUAUGCAGAGGAUCGAUAUCGGGAAGCCUCACCUCGCAAAUUGUACGGAGGCACAGUUGACCUGGACUGGCGCGAAGCCAGUUUUUGUUGGUGCUUCUGGAAUCUGGACAUUGCCGUCUCGGAGCUAGCGGACUCCAAGGACAUUCUGGUGCGAGCGAUGGAUGAAAGCAUGAAUCUGCAGCCUCGCGACAUGUACUGGAGUGUGCUGGGGAUGAUGAACAAUCCCUGGUAUCGAGUCACGAUUGCGAAAGAAGGCGACUACUUGCGCUUUGAGCAUCCCACACAGCCUGCUCUGAUGCCCGGAGGCUGGAUGGAGCGCGUCAAGAAAUCUGGUGGCAACCUCACGAAUGGAUACUGGGGCGAGCAAAUUGGAGGCGAGAAUGCCGAAGAGCCCGUGACCGAGGCCGCACAGGAGGUCAAGAUGACCAGAGACGACGUGAAGCGGGAAAUCACCAUUGACGAUUUACGGAAACAUGAUAAUGAGGCUGCACCAUGGUUUGUCGUGAAUGGCGAAGUUUUUGAUGGUACAGCAUUCAUGAAAGAUCACCCCGGUGGUGCAUCGAGUAUCAUCUCUGCCGCUGGAUUGGACAGUACAGAUGAAUUCAUGGCAAUCCACAGCGAAACAGCCAAAUCCAUGAUGCCCUCCUACCACAUCGGCACCCUCGACUCCACCGGCCGCGCCGCUCUCGCCGGCGAAACCAUCCAAGAAGACACCAAAUCCACCUCCCCAACAUUCCUCGACCCCCGAACCUGGAAAAAAGCCAUUUUAACCUCCAAAAAAACCAUUUCCUGGGACACUCGAAUUUUCACUUUCCAACUCGACCACGACACGCAAACUCUCGGUCUCCCCAUCGGUCAACAUCUCAUGAUGCGUCUCCGCGACCCCGUCACCCGCGAAGCCAUCAUUCGAAGUUAUACACCCAUUUCCUCUCCCUCGCAAUGCGGCACCAUGGAAAUUCUCGUCAAAAUCUACUUUGCCCGUCCCGCAGCAUCCGGUCCAUCCGCAGCAGGAAGUCAAGCAGAAGGAGGAGGCAAAAUGUCCCUCGCGCUAGACUCCCUCCCUCUAGGCCACUUCGUCGAUUUCAAAGGCCCCAUAGGAAAAUUCACCUAUCUCGGCCCCGGUCUCGUCUCCCUCAACUCCCAACCCCCACCACCUCUGUCCCUCAUAAAAACCUUCUACAUGAUCUGCGCCGGAUCAGGCAUCACGCCGAUUUUCCAAGUAUUACGCUCCAUCCUCCUCAACCCCUCCGACUCUACAAAAUGUCUCGUUCUCGAUGGAAAUCGAUUGGAAGAGGAUAUUUUGUGUAAAUCCCAAUUGGACUCUUUUGCACAGAAUUAUCCGGAGAAGUUGCAGUUGGUGUAUACGUUGACGCAGGCGGGCGAGGGUUGGGAGGGGAGGAGAGGGAGGAUUUCGAGGGAGUUGUUGGGGGAGUUUGUGGGAGAGAGGAGAAAUGAAGAAGAGGGGAGGAGGGAUGGGGAGGCUAUGGUGUUGAUUUGUGGACCGGAGGCGUUGGAGAAGAGUUGUCAUACGGCGCUGAGGGAGUUGGGGUGGAGGGAUGAGGAGUUGAUGUUUUUUUAGGGGUUUUUUUUGUUGAGAGUGGUUUGUUUUUUUGGAGCUGCGGCUACGGCUGCGGCUCAGCUCAGCACUGCACAGCGUUCUGGCAGUUUGGCGUUUGAAGGAGAUGAGAUGAGAUGAAACAGAAACGCGUGGUGGCUGCAUCUUCCAAAUGAUAUUUUUUUAUGACACGGGCGAUUUAUUCAAAUGUAUGUAUCUAUGAAGUGAAAAAUAGUGCAAACAGAGAG